AUGGCAUUUCGAAGUUAUGGUCGCGAGCGACCGCAUACCGCUUUGGAGUCGAAACUGCCGACAUUUUCAGAGUCGCUGUGGGUUCAAACGUCCCAUGGAUUCCACAAAUCGUCGAAUAGAUGCGCCGGCAAAAGGAUUGUGUGUUUGAGCGACGUUUCUUAUAGGUUUUGCUUCAACACCACGUUGAAUUCGAUAGCUUACGGUAGCGUGAAGUAUUGUCCGGAGUCUACGGUGUGUUGCGAAAAGGACGAAACGAAAAUAUGCGUUGAGGCGGAUAAUUACGAGCGUUAUAAUAAUACUGCAGAUUUUAAUUUAUUCCAUCAAGCUGAAGGUGUUUUGGAUAGCGUACAACAGGAAAAUGUGAGAAAGUAUACAAGUACACAAAAGCCGGUUGGAACGACGGCGAAGAAAAAUAAAUCAACUACAUCGUUUCCACAGAGAAUAAAACACACUACUAAAACUCAGAAGCGAAGGAAAAGACCGUUCUUAACCGUUAUCAAAGAUUAUCUACUGAAAUCGAGUAACAGGAAACAAUCCAAUAAGAUCAAGAAAAAAUCCAAUAAAACCAAAACUAGAGGGACGUUGAAACCUUCCAACACUGUUAAAAAAAGUACACUUCAAAAACUAAAAAAUUCAAAACCUUCGACCAAAUUUACCACUUUAACUCCAACCCAACUCACAACAACCAAUAAGACACUAAUCACAUCGACUUCAACAACACCAAUUCCAUUUUCCCCGAAAACACAAAGCACAACAACUUCCACUACAUCAACACCAGCUCCACCGACUAUUUCCUCAACAACAACACCGAUUUUAUCAUCAACAACAUCUUCACCUGCAACGAUUCCUGCUGUAAUCACUAGUAGAGCAUCCAGUGCGUUUACAACACCACUUUUUUCGAACCCACCAACGACAAACGAUGGGAAAUUGGCAUUAAUUUCGAGUACGUCCAAAUCACCCUGUUUCGCUGCUGAAAUUCCCACCACGCCUAGUCCGUGCUCGUUCUUCCAGAAGUGGUAUCAAUCUUCAACAGCGUAUUCGUUGAGGACGACUUCCAUAGAAACUACGACUGUUUCGACAGGAGGUAGGCCUGCAAUUUGUAAAAUUCCUGCGAAGUAUCCAGCGGAAAAGUGCUACGAAUACCACGAAUGCAAGCCGGUGAUGUGGUGGUAUAAAUGGCUUUUGAUGAGGUGCAAAAGUGGUUACGCCUUCGAUCCGAUUGCAUCGACUUGCUUGGAAAAUUCCGCUUGUGUUUAUUAAUAAAUUAAUAAACAUAUAAGGUAAGUAUUGUCGGUGCAUAACAUAUAUGAAUGCAACGUAACUACUGUCGUCAUAAUUGCCAAGUCACUUGUCAUACUGUACAUUGCCGAGGUUGCAAAAUAGUUGCAAGAUCAACUGGUUUACAAUUUUUAUUUCAAAACAGUUGCUCCGUGAGCGGUGGGCCUAAGGGUUAAGCUUGCUUAAUGUGAUACAGCAAAAAUUGUUAAACAAAAAAGGUUCAUAUUAUACUCGACUUUAAAGAUCUGGCAUUUUUUGUUAGGUUAAUAUAGCGGAAUUCAUAGAAAUAUCGCUUUUUUAGUUUCCAUAUUCCAGUUACACCCCAUAGCGGCCUUUUGAGAAACUUGAAAAUAUUUUUCCAUGCUAGUAAUGCUAGUAACUGUAACCUUAGUCAUAAUUUUUUUACCACAAUCCUCUAGGAUGCAUAGUUUUCCAGAUGCAGUACCUCGCAAUCUUAAAAUUGGCCACCCUGUACACUAUUUUUUUUUACUCGCACCGUUAAAUAUAUUUCAGAUGAGA
Messenger RNA from Phyllotreta striolata, 1797 nucleotides. The record is from the annotation of a GenBank genome assembly. Lineage: Eukaryota; Metazoa; Arthropoda; Insecta; Coleoptera; Chrysomelidae.